This is a messenger RNA of Sordaria macrospora k-hell, 2151 nucleotides long. RefSeq lists its product as uncharacterized. The record is from RefSeq and is a predicted model, not a curated record. NCBI's taxonomy places the organism in Eukaryota, Fungi, Ascomycota, Sordariomycetes, Sordariales, Sordariaceae.
AUGAAGGAGCAAGCAAAGUCACCUCAAUGGCUGCGUUUCAAACGCCUUGAUGGCUUCUUCAAUGGGGUAAAAACAUUGGUACCAGUCAAAGACCAUAAGCCGGAAUACCCAGGCAUGAGUGAUCAGCAGGAUACCCCGCCCCUUACGGUCACCUUCUCAAGAACACCCACUCCUACGCCGUACGUCCCACAACCAGACUACAGGUCAUCCCAAUACGCGAGUAACUAUCACGAUGUCAAGCCAUGCUACCUCGACAAGAAGGAAACAAUACCUGUCCCCAAUGUCCUCGCGUACAACGGCCUUCCACAGGGAUUACCGGAGCCUGUCAUAGGUUCACACAAGCUCUUCAGCUUAAGGGACGAUGUUUGCUUCGACAGGUUCGGCAGGUAUGGACCCUAUGGUCUGGGCUACAGCUAUGACAAUGGCGGCCUCGACGUGGGAAUGGAUACCGAGAAGAAUGGAAGCGACAUUGUGUGGGCCAAGACGGGCAAGAUUGACUACAGCACUGUCGACUGGGGUGAUGCUCAGACCCGAUGCCUUGAAGCCAACAAGGAGCGGUUCCUUGAACCUCCCAAUAGCACAACGACUACUCCAACAGAGAGAAUGGUGAAAGGUCAGAAGCAAGUCUUCCAGCAACAUCAGCGCAAAAAGAUUGCCCGCACGGCGAUUGUAGUGCGGUUGUAUAUCGGCUUUCCCUGGACGGAACACGCAGUCCUCAACUUCCGUGCAAUGAUCUCCGAAGUUUCGCUACAAUCAGGAGGCGAGUAUACGGUGCACUUCCUCCUUCAUGUCCGGGACAAUGACGAGCCAAUCUGGGCAGAUCCAAAGGCUGUCCAAAAGGUGUUGGAUGACAACGUGCCCCCGGAAUUCCACGGUCUCUGUACGCUGUGGUCAGAAGACCAGAUGCGUCUGUACUAUCCCGGUCGGUUCGCUCGGUCGUUCACCAACCCAAGCUUCAGCGACAUCCACGGCGUCUACCGCAGCGCUCAUUUCCCGCUCCAGCACUUUGCCCAGGAACACCCCGAGUAUGACCACUUCUGGAACUGGGAGAUGGACAUGCGGUGGAUAGGCAACUACUACGAGCUCUUUGACCGUCUCGGCACCUGGGCCAAGAAGCAGUCUCGCCACGAGAUGUGGGAGCGUUCAGAGCGGUACUACAUUCCGCAUUACCACGGCAGCUGGGACAACUUUACCCGACUUGUUCACAACCAGACUGUUGCGAGUGGCCGUCGCCCAGUCAUGGGUCCCGUCCACUUUCCCGGGCACUUGAACCUACGGUCCGAAAAGCGCAGCGUAUCCUUCCUUCCUCCAACCUGCCCCAAGGACGCUGUCACUUUUGUGAAUCCGCGUCCAUAUCCACAACGCCACCCAAAAGCACAAGCACAUCAGCGUCAUCAUCACCACCGCCCACCUCGAGCCGGCUCUCCUGACGAUGACCUUGAAGCCACCACCACCACCACCACCACCACUGCUACAACCGAUGCCGCCGAAGACCUUACCUCCUGCGGCAUCGACGAAGACGCUGACCUAAUCACCCUCAACCCCAUUUUCGACGCCGAUUCCUCUGGCUGGGUUUUUCACCUCGACAUAACCGGCUACGACCGCUCUCAUCCUCCCCCGCCCCGGCGUGCCUCCAUCAUUACCGCAUCCCGCCUUUCCCGCCGUCUCCUGAACGUGAUGCACGAAGAAACCUACCGCUUCCACCACGCCAUGUUCACCGAAAUGUUCCCCACAACUAUGGCCCUACACUACGGUCUUAAAGCCGUGUACGCCCCGCACCCAGUGUCCCUCGACCGACAAUGGGACCUCGAAACCAUCGACAAGACCUUCAACGGUGGUAGAGAUCAUACGACUAGUGGAAAAGGAAGUCCGUAUCAGUACCAGAAUGAGUACCAUCAUAAGGGGAGCACGUGGUAUUAUGAUGCGCAGUUUGCCGGUACUUUGUGGAGACGGUGGCUAGGGUAUGCGCAGGUGGAAGGGCCGGCAGGAGGGGAGAAGGGAGAGAAGGCGACGGGAAGUGGAGAGACCGGAGGUAGACUCAGGGGUGGCAGGAAGGAAGAGGAAGAGGGGACAGGGAGGAUGUGUUUGAGAAGUAUGUUGGUGCAUCCGAUCAAGUGGGAGGAUCCGGGGGAGUUGGCUUGGGGAAAGUAG